Microtus ochrogaster (prairie vole) is the source of this 770-nucleotide messenger RNA. RefSeq names its product cytoplasmic FMR1-interacting protein 2-like (gene Cyfip2). The coding region runs from base 10 to 372 and encodes 120 amino acids. Lineage: Eukaryota; Metazoa; Chordata; Mammalia; Rodentia; Cricetidae. Gene Ontology annotation, biological process: regulation of actin filament polymerization. Gene Ontology annotation, molecular function: small GTPase binding. The transcript is spliced from 2 exons. The record is from RefSeq and is a predicted model, not a curated record.
GAGGUGAGUAUGAAAUUCUGUGUCCCUCAGGUGGUGACAGGCUCAGGGCUGGACAGCCAGAAGUCAGAUGAAGAGUACCGGGAGCUCUUUGACCUGGCCCUUCGAGGCCUGCAACUUCUAUCUAAGUGGAGUGCCCAUGUCAUGGAGGUGUACUCUUGGAAGUUGGUUCACCCCACAGACAAGUUCUGCAACAAGGAUUGCCCGGGUACAGCGGAAGAAUACGAGAGAGCCACACGCUACAAUUACACCAGCGAAGAGAAGUUUGCCUUUGUGGAGGUGGGUGCCGAUGCUCUGCUCUCCCCGUCUACCCCAGACGGCAGCUCCCUGCAGUUCCUGAGUUCUUUUGAUCACCCAGAAAUGUUGUCAUUUUAACUUGCUAACCUUUUCUGACUUUUCCCGUCUAGGUUGUUCUCUGCCAAAAGUAACUAAGAAAUGAUAGAUCCAGCUAGUUUCAAGUUCUAGCAUUGACUCUGGAGGGUUCCUGAGGUCCUGCCCCUAGUGGAGGAGCAGCUGCUAGUUGCUGGGGUGGUCAGAGUCAUUUUUCUUGGGGAGCAUGGCCGUUGGUUGGUUCCCCCAAGCCCCAGUGGAUGAUGUCAUGCCCAUGUGUGUAUGGGCAGCGCCGACUGGACUCACUGGGUUAAAAUAUAAUAAGUAGAUGGAUAAAUAAGUGCUUAUGAAAGAAUGAUCUGAAAUUGGAAGGGAGGGCCAGAGCAAGGUUAGGGUGGGAUAGGAAUGGAUAUAAUCAAAAUAUAAUGUGUCACAGCUAGGGU